CUUUUCCCUCUUCAAAAACGCACCCUAUUCUUCUAUAUGUGCAGAAGCAUUUGUUCUUGAAUCUCUAGAGAGAGAUUGUGAGAGGGAGAGCCUCCCCCUUUAGAGAGAGAAAGAGAGAAAGAAUGUUCCACACCAAGAAACCCUCCACUAUGAAUUCCCAUCAUGAAAAUACUAGACCCAUGUGUGUUCAAGGUGACUCUGGCCUUGUCCUCACCACUGACCCUAAGCCUCGCCUCCGAUGGACGGUCGAGCUCCACGAACGAUUCAUCGAUGCUGUUACUCAACUUGGAGGACCAGACAAGGCAACACCAAAGACCAUUAUGAGAGUUAUGGGUGUGAAGGGGCUUACUCUUUACCACCUCAAAAGCCAUCUCCAGAAAUUCAGGCUUGGAAAGCAACCUCACAAGGAAUUCGAUGAUCACUCUAUUAAGGAUGCUUCAGCAUUGGAUCUUCAAAGAAGUUGUGCAUCUUCAUCAGGCAUGAUGGCUCGUAGCAUGAAUGAGAUGCAAAUGGAGGUGCAGAGAAGACUGCAUGAACAAUUAGAGGUACAAAAGCACCUUCAACUAAGAAUUGAGGCUCAAGGGAAGUACAUGCAAAGCAUAUUGGAGAAAGCUUGUCAAACCCUAGCAGGAGAAAACAAUAUGAGCUAUACUUCUAAAGGCAUCAAUGGAAAUCAUCAUCAUCAUCAAGGAUUAAUUCCUCAGGAGAUGAAAGAUUUCGGUCCUCUCAAUUUUCCGGCUGCAUUUCAAGACCUAAACAUAUAUGGAGGAGGUCAUCAUCUUCAACAAGAAAUUGAAAGAUCAUCAUCACCAGUACUUAUUCAUCAUCAUCAUGGUUUUAAUAAUAAUGAUCCUGGUAAUAACCUUUCUUUGGGAGGAAAGAAGAGGCCUAGCCCUAGCUAUAGUGGCGGCGGCAAGAGUCCUUUGAUUUGGUCUGACGAUUUUCGAUUGCAAGAGCUUGGAACAACACCAGAACAUCAUCAAGAUCAUCAUCAGAUUCAGAUUGGACCUCCUUCCAUUACUAGUACUACUACUCUUGAUUCGAUCUCGGAUGUUUAUGAAUCAAAGCCAGCAGCAAUAGUAAUCCAAGGUGAUUCAAUGAAGAAAUUUGAAGCAUCAUCUUCAUCAAAGCUUGAAAGGCCUUCACCAAGGAGAGAUAGGAUGAGCCUUAUGAUGCCACAAGGAAGGAACAAUAAUACUCCAUUUGGAUGAUAUAUAUAUAUAUGCAUUCAAUACAUAGUUAUGCUUGCUAACCCUUUAUUAAUUAAUUUAGAUGCAAGUGCCUUGAUAAUGUAUUAAUUAACUACAUGGAACUACUUGUUCGGAGUUUUUGAUAUAUAAAGGUUAGAAGUUAAUUCA
Tripterygium wilfordii is the source of this 1358-nucleotide messenger RNA. RefSeq names its product myb family transcription factor IPN2-like. Lineage: Eukaryota; Viridiplantae; Streptophyta; Magnoliopsida; Celastrales; Celastraceae. The transcript is spliced from 6 exons. Bases 123 to 1211 code for a protein of 362 amino acids. The record is from RefSeq and is a predicted model, not a curated record. Gene Ontology annotation, molecular function: DNA-binding transcription factor activity; DNA binding.